Messenger RNA from Nymphaea colorata (pocket water lily), 2216 nucleotides. RefSeq names its product putative methylesterase 12, chloroplastic. The transcript has 5 exons. The coding region runs from base 818 to 1882 and encodes 354 amino acids. Lineage: Eukaryota; Viridiplantae; Streptophyta; Magnoliopsida; Nymphaeales; Nymphaeaceae. Gene Ontology annotation, biological process: jasmonic acid metabolic process; salicylic acid metabolic process. The record is from RefSeq and is a predicted model, not a curated record. Gene Ontology annotation, molecular function: methyl indole-3-acetate esterase activity; methyl jasmonate esterase activity; methyl salicylate esterase activity.
AUCUUUCCCUAAUUUUGGGUCGCUCAUGGCGGGCUUUCUGAUCUAUUCACCUCAGUAACCAGGCGCCCUUCUUUUUGGUGCACUUCCCGUUACUUGUGGGAUCUGUCUUCGGCUGUGAAACAAGUGAUGUAUUGCUAAUGAAGGGACUACAGCGUUUGGCUGAAUAAUUGAGCAUCUCCCAGCAUUUCUUUAAUUGUUUAUGUCCCUGUUCGUGUCUUUUCCGAAGACAAUCGAUGGCAUUAUUAUCUCCCAUCCCGUCUCCUGUUUCACCAAUCACCGCUUCGAACUGAAGAGGAAGAUUGUGAAAAUUUUUAGUACCCUCACCGUUGCACGUUGCUGUCGUUCCCAUCCAACUGAUGGCCUCAGAACAGGGAGGAUUUAAUGCUCCUGCCUGCUUCACACGGCAGCAUGGCUCCUGCUGUCUUCGAAAUUAAAAUUUUUCGAGUUUUUUAAGUGGACCAACAAUGCGCCCCCCUUUUAUGAGCCUCAUAAAUGGAGGUCUCACAGUAACCAGAAGUUGGAGGCAGGCUGAGCUGCGUGGUGUAGCGUUUUCCGGUCAUGUGUCCUGAAAUUGAGGGCUCCCCAUUUCAUGGUGUUGUGUUUCUUGGCUUUUCCGGUCAAGAAACUCGAUGCCAACCAAAAUAAUGUGGGUGACCAAGAAUAAUUCCACAUAUUUUAAGUUGGAGUUGCUGAAUUUGGUUUCUCUUUUGAGUGGUUAAUUGCGUCUGGAAAAAGGGAAGAGAAAGGAAGCGAUAGUCUGUUAGUUUGGCUUCUCUUUUGGGUAGAUUGUCUGGAAGAGAGAGAGAGAGAGAGAGAGAUGGGUAACCAGGCAACGUGCAUGUCUGCGGAGGAUGUGAAAGAGGUUGGCAGAUCAGGGAGCGCAAGAAAGGGGAGGUCACAAAGGAAGAUGCGUGCAGAGGAAGAGGCUCUGCACAGGCAGGCGUUGGCAAUGGCCAUCCAGCAGCAUUCUCAGCGGUUCGAUGGGUCCAUGUCGAGGAGGAUCUUGGGUGCCAACGGGAAGCAAAACCUUCCAGGGGUGUCUAGCUCUAGGAGGAGGGACCUGUCUGAGUCCUUCGCCCAUCUCAAGUUGGCACCAGAAAUUUUUGACAGUUUAGAAACAAAAAAAAUUGUUCUAAUUCAUGGAGAAGGAUUUGGAGCUUGGUGUUGGUUCAAGUCAAUUGCUCUUUUGGAAGAAGCAGGAUUUCUUCCCAUUGCACUGGAUCUUGCUGGAUCAGGCACCAACGGCACUGAUGCAAACAGUAUCACAUCAUUAUCAGAGUAUGCAAAACCUUUGACGGAUUAUUUAUGCAGCCUACCUGAGAAUGAGAAGGUUAUUUUGGUUGGACACAGCUGUGGAGGAGCUUGUAUAGCUUAUGCUCUCGAGUUAUACCCAAAGAAGAUCUCAAAAGCAGUUUUCUUAAGUGCUACAAUGCUAUCUAAUGGGCAAAGACCAUUUGAUGUGUUUGCUGAAGAGCUAGCUUCUGCAGAUCUUUUUUCUCCGGAGUCAAAGCUGUUGAUGUAUGGCAAUGGUAAAGAUGUGCCUCCUACUGGACUUAAGCUGCAGAAGCACCAUAUCAAGGGAUUGUACUUUAACCAAUCCACAGCUAAGGAUAUCGCCUUGGCCGGUGUCUCGAUGCGCCCUAUACCAUUGGGACCCAUAAUGGAGAGGUUGUCCCUUACUCAAGAAAAUUAUGGAAGCGUCCGGCGGUUCUUUAUUCAGACGCUUGAUGAUCGUGUGCUCUCACCUGAUAUUCAGGAGAAGAUGGUGAGGGAGAACACACCAGAAAAGGUCUACAAGAUUAAAGGCAGUGAUCAUUGCCCAUUCUUCUCAAAACCACAGUCGCUGCACAAACUUCUUGUUGAGAUCACGCAGCUGCCGUGACAGGAAAAAACACCACGUUUGAUAUAAUUUCUGGAAGUCUCAGAGAAAGUAAAAUUGUAGCACGAUCGAAGUUCACAAAAUCAUUGUGUCGAUAGCUGCUGAUCGCAAGGGGUUUCGGCUUCCACAUUGGAAUACUUGGUGCUGCCACGAAUAAAAUUGCCAUUGGACAAAGAAAGAAAGACGUGAUCACGAUAAUUUUGUUAAUGAUUUGGUGUGAAAUGUUGAUAAGUUUUUUCUUUCUCAAGUAAAAUGCGUAACAUUGCUAGCUAAAGAAAACUGUAGUCACUUAUGCAUGGCCAUGUACGUAGAUGUAUAAUAGCUUAAAAUUUUCUCU